Molecule: messenger RNA, 1207 nt
Organism: Oryza sativa Japonica Group (Japanese rice)
Lineage: Eukaryota; Viridiplantae; Streptophyta; Magnoliopsida; Poales; Poaceae
Source: RefSeq, a predicted model, not a curated record
GUUUCCGUACCGUUUUCACUCCCACCGGCCACCCCCGGCCCAGGCGGCGGCGAGGCCUCCCCCCAACGCGUCACCCAAUCGUCCUCGCCGAUUCCCACGCCGCCGCCCAUCAACUCCGAUCCUCUCCUCACCUGGAUAUCAUAUCGGCGGCGACGGAGACUGCACCGGCGAGGCAUAUUUCUUCUUCUUCUUCUUCUUCUUCUUCUUCUUCUUCUUCUGCGGCGGCGGGUGAGGCUGGGACGUUGGGCUCCCGCGGGCGAUCGAUCGAGUGAGUUCAUGGCGGGUGCUGAUGAGAGCACGGGGGAGAUCUGGACGGUGGUGGUCGGGUGCACCUCGGCCGACAUACGGAUGCACAACCUGCGGCUGCACAGGCUCCGCGUGGACGCCACCUCCGGCCGCGUCCUCGGCCGCCCCGGCGACCUCCUCCGCCGCCUCAUGCGCGUCGCCCCGGCGGACGACGAAGCGGAGGUCUUCCCCGACGCCCGGGCCGCGCUGAUCACCCGGGACGACGACCAGCGGCGGCUCUACCUCUUCUGCGACCGCUGGCUCCUCAGCCCGGGAUCGGGAUGGGGGGACUCCGGCCAGGUGGCCACGCCCAUCUCCAAGCCCACGGUUGCCAUGGCGCUCGACCUCUCCGACAGGACGCUGCCCACAAUCUUCGCCAUGGACCUCCCCUCCUCUUCCUGCGUGCUGGCAUGGCCCGUGCCCGCGGCGGCCAAGAUCUGGGCGCCCUACGUCGCGCCGAUUCCCGGCGGUCGCGGGCGGAGCCGCCGCCUCACCAUGCUGCAUCUGGACGAGACCAGUGACGACCAGUACUGCUGGAUCGACGCCGGCAGCAUUGACCUCCCCCAAGAGGACAGCUCCUCCUCCUCGACCAUCUCCAUGAGCGCCUCUGGGACUGGGUACUACAGCUCCAUCUAUGGAGGCUAUGCAAUGUCCGGGAGUUCGGGGAGGAUGAUUUAUGGUUAGAAGAGGAUACAAAUGAUGCAGUUGAUUCUUCUUCUCAAGUAUCUCUACCGUGUUGCAGGACAUUUCCGAAGGGUUCCCUAGAGAAGUGAGAAACUUGCCCCUAAUGUCUAUAGUUCUUGUCAGAACUCUCCUAUUAGAUACUCACUCUAUUCAAAAGUCUAAGAACUAUAUCAUUUUUUGGUUUUUCUAAGAAUCUAAAACCUAUUUGUAAUCUCUAUGUGCUAAAUUAAAUUGUUGA